GUAAAGGACCUGGAGCUAAAGGAGCUGGUUGGUAUGAUUACCCUGGUAGUUAUGGAGCAGGAGGUCCCGCCGAUGGUUGCUGGUCUUCGUGGUACGGACCGCCGGGUCCUGACUUCUUUGCUGGUGGGAAGGGUCUGUUUGGAGCAGGUCCUCCAGGUGCUGCACCGCUUCCGCCAUGGCUCGGACUUGGAACGCCACUAGGACCGCCACCGGUUGCUCCACCCUUCGGAUUUCCACUAGGGCCUCCACUUGG
Amoebophrya sp. A25 is the source of this 253-nucleotide messenger RNA. The record is from the annotation of a GenBank genome assembly. NCBI's taxonomy places the organism in Eukaryota, Dinophyceae, Syndiniales, Amoebophryaceae.